AUGGAGCGCAUAGCAGCAACUGCUGCUGCAUCCUUCAUUGCUUUUCAUGUACUGCGCUCUGUCUACCGACGACUGAAUGGUUAUGGCAUAUCUGAUAUCCCUGGUCCUCCCUCCCCGUCGUUUAUUUAUGGCAACCUCCUUCAAAUCUUUCAAGAACAGGCAGGAACCUUUGACUUCAAGUGGCAGGAACAGUUCGGCGGCGUAUUUCGCAUUAGGGGACCGUUUGGGGAUGACCGUUUGAUGGUAUCAGAUCCAAAAACAUUACAUUACAUGUUUCAUACAUCUGGAUAUGAUAUAAUCAAGCAGCCUGAGCGAAAGGAACUCUCGCGCCUGCUCACUGGGAAGGGUCUCAUAUGGGCGGAAGGUGAUGUGCACAGGAGGCAGAGAAAGGUUAUGAAUCCUGCCUUCGGUCCUGCUGAAGCGAGAGCCUUUUUUCCUAUCUUUCUUGAACACGCGAACCAGGUCGGAUUGGUAGCAAAGUGGCAGGAUAUUAUGUCCGAGUCUCCCGAACGUAUCUCCGUCUUCAAUAUUCCAAACUGGCUUGGGCGUGCUACGAUGGACGCCAUAGGGGCAGCCGCAUUUAGCUACAAAUUUGGGAUGCUCACGGAUGGCGGUAAUGAGCUGGCGCAGGCCUAUAACAACAUCCUUCAAGAGACUCACGGCAGGGCAUCAUCAGGUCGUAUUCUCUUCCAGAACGCUUCUCACCUCAUCCCCCUUCGUGUCAUCGAGUGGAUCACCGAUCAUGGAAGAGCGAAGCCCAUCGCCAGGGCGCGUGAGGUCACUGCUAUGGCUAAUCGAGUAGCGGAAGACCUACUAUCUCUAAAGUCGGAGGCUUUACUUCAAGGGAAGAAGGGAAAAGAUAUCAUGAGCUUAGUUGUACAGGCAAAUCUCUCCGAGGACGAGAAAUCACGAAUUGACACAGACGAGAUGUACUCACAACUGAGGACCGUGAUGCUUGCGGGGUAUGAGACGACAUCGAAUAGCUUAAGCUGGACGCUUUACGAGCUGGCAAAGCGACCUGAUAUACAGAACCAACUCCGCGCCGAAAUUGUGCAAACUCAAGCUAGAGUCAGAGCCCGAGGGGAUGAGUUGAUGUCGUUGAGUGACUUCGACAACAUGCCACUCACCACUGCCGUGAUCAAGGAGUCUCUCCGUAUGCAUCCUGUUGCCCACCAAAUGUAUCGCCAGACUUCCAAGGACGACGUGUUCCCUCUGAGUAAACCUAUCAUUUCGAAGUCUGGUAAGGUUCUCCAUGAAGUUUUCGUGCCGAAGGGCACGCGGCUUGUUGCUGCGGUUGCGGCUUACAAUCGGAGUAAGGAGGUAUGGGGAGUGGAUGCGAGCGAGUUCAGACCUGAGAGAUGGCUGCAGUCUGUAGACGGUGGACGCGCGCAAGGCGCGGCAUCGGUUGGUACCUAUGGUAACCUCAUGACCUUCGGUGGUGGCGUCAGGGCUUGCAUCGGAUGGAGGUUUGCUGUUGCAGAGAUGCAAGCGUUUGCAGUUGAGCUGCUCAGGAACUUCGAGUUCUCUCUCACGGAAGAGUCAAGACACAUUAGGAGAGAUGUGGCGCUAGUCAUGAUUCCAACCGUUGAAGGUCAGGUUGGCAAGGGUAUGCAGUUACCCUUAAGGGUUUCCCUGGCGCCGGAGGAGUGA
Messenger RNA from Stereum hirsutum FP-91666 SS1, 1650 nucleotides. Its product is annotated as cytochrome P450. Gene Ontology annotation, molecular function: heme binding; monooxygenase activity; iron ion binding. The coding region runs from base 1 to 1650 and encodes 549 amino acids. The transcript is spliced from 12 exons. NCBI's taxonomy places the organism in Eukaryota, Fungi, Basidiomycota, Agaricomycetes, Russulales, Stereaceae. The record is from RefSeq and is a predicted model, not a curated record.